Molecule: messenger RNA, 1184 nt
Organism: Trichoplusia ni (cabbage looper)
Lineage: Eukaryota; Metazoa; Arthropoda; Insecta; Lepidoptera; Noctuidae
Product: protein ABHD11-like
Exons: 3
Coding region: 90-1040 (316 amino acids)
Cellular component (GO): mitochondrion
Source: RefSeq, a predicted model, not a curated record
UUACUGUCAAAAUGUCAGGUCACUCGAGAGAAUGUUACGUCAAAUAUAACCUUCAAAAUUUUAUUUAAACAAAAUUUUAUAAAAUAAAAAUGUUACUAAACCAAGUAACACCAAAAAACAUAUUUAGCACCUUCAAAUUGCGCCCUAAAAUAUUCCCUGGUGCCGUACAAUGUACCAACAAGCAUCUUACCUCAACAUCGGAUAAUGCAGAAGCUGUAGACUUGGCUUACGCUUCUUACGAAAGUACAACUAAUGAAAGUAGUGGCAGGCCACCUCUAGUCAUAUUACAUGGAUUAUUAGGAUCAAAAAACAAUUGGAACAGUAUGAGUAAAGCCAUUCAUAGAACGACGGGGAGGAAGGUCAUUAGUGUAGACGCCAGGAAUCAUGGGGAUAGUAGACAUGCUUCUCAACACACGUAUGUUCACAUGGCACACGACGUUAUGAAGCUGCUAAAAAAGCUAGAGCUGACGAAAGUGUCGAUCCUCGGCCACAGCAUGGGCGGCCGCACGGCUAUGGUGCUGUCUCUGCUCUGUUCGGACAUGGUAUCAAGCCUAUUAGUGGUUGAUAUUUCACCAGUUAAAACAAGUCCACAAAUAUAUUCAAUGGCUAAUUUAUUUGACGCAAUGACUUCAGUAUCUAUCAGACCUGGCAUUGCUAUGUCUAAAGCUCGCAAGCUGGCUGAUGAGCAGUUAAAAAAUAUCACUCCAGAUGUGAAUUUGAGGAAUUUCUUGAUAACAAAUCUGGUACAAACCAACACUGGCUCAUACACUUGGAGAGUGAAUAUAGCUGCUUUGAAAGAUAACUUCCAGUCUCACAUAUCUUGCUUUCCCAGUAAUCUAAGAGGACUGCAGUACUGUGGGCCAACACUGUUUAUUGGUGGAACAUUAUCUGAUUACAUAGGUAAAAAUGAUUUGAAGGAGAUACAGGAAUACUUCCCACUGGCAGAACUAACAUUCAUAGAGGGUGCCGGGCAUUGGGUGCAUAGUCAAAAACCUGAUAAAUUUCUAGAAAUAGCAUGUAAAUUCUUAAAAGAGAAAUAGAUUCAAAUUACUGUGAUCUUAUUUGACUAGUUGUGAUUUUCGAAUAAUUAUAUUAUUAGUGUGUAUUUAUUGUUACAUUCAUAGUGGAUAAAUAUAAUGUGAUAAAUCAUUAGGAUAUUUGAAUUGAAUAAAGAAUGACACAGA